AGAGACAGUUGCAUUCUUCAUAUUAAUACUAUUUUGUGAACAUUACCAUAAAUUUAACUUACUAAUGUGAUUAUAAAACAUAUAUCAAAACCAAUAAUAAUAUUAUUACGACUUACAAAUACGGCAUAGAAGACGAGAAACUUUAUCAAUACACCAGGAGAAUGUAUUGUCGUAGUGUACGAAGAACCAGUGAUCGUGGUUAUAUAUCAUCAUUCAGUGGGGAUGAUGGCAGCAAUACUGUUGUUGUAAGGGUGAUACUCAUAUUAUCAUGUAUAUUAAUACAACAUAUUAAAUUAGUACAAGUGACAUCAUUGUAUUCGAAUGUUAGUGAUAAUGUUAGUAGUGACGAUGAUGAUGGUAAACUUCAAAGUGAUAACACUAUUCACCAUUAUGUAAAUUCAAUUCAAGAUGCUGCAACUAUUACUGAUAAGUAUGAUAUGAAGAAAAUUAGUAAUGAAGGUACUAAUCAUGAUAGUAGUUUGUUGAAGACGGAUUCAGCUAUUGAUGGGUAUUAUUUAGAUUCGUUAAUGGAUAUUUUACCUGGUCAUUCAAAUGGACCUGGUACAAAUGGUGAAUUAGGUGUGUUAAAUUGUCCAAGUGACAAUGUAAUUAAAACAAAGUACAAAUGUAAAUUAAAUGAUGAGUGGGUGGAUUGUACAAGAAAACAUUGUUGUAAUGAUUAUACUUUUAUUGCAGGACGAUGUGUACACAAGUCGAUAGAUCCGUGUACAUUAAAUUUAUGCGAACAAAAGUGUACUGUUUAUUUGCAACGAGUUAUUUGUACGUGCCACGAAGGAUAUACAUUUAGUCCCGAAAAUCAAAGGAAUAAUAUUCGACCGUUUUGUGUGGACGUGAACGAAUGCGACGACGACAAUGGUAAUUGUGAACAUACAUGUGUAAAUGAAGUAGGUAAAUAUCAUUGUAAAUGCAAUUCUGGAUAUCAUUUAAGCAGCGAUAAUCAUAGCUGUGAACAUGAUAACGAUCCUUUGUCAACUCUUCAAAGUCAAGAGAGCACAUCCGGGAACGAAGAAUCUAAUCCAAUAAUUUUUGAUUCUCAACCUGCAAAACGUGAUCGUUGUUUUGCAAAUUGUGGUACUGUAAUGCGCUUACAUGAUAAACUUAGAACUUUACAAGAAAAGGUCCGAGAAAUAAGUACAGCAAUACGAUUAUCAACAUAUGCAUCUGGACCACCAGGACCGCCAGGCCCCCCGGGUCCACCAGGCCCACCAGGAGUGCGUGGAUUUCCAGGACACGACGGUGGACCUUUAUUAUCAAACAAUCCAGAAGACUUCACGUACUCGGUAAUGGACACAUUUGUGCCAUUAGAAGGUGAACAAUCACGUUAUUGCCGAUGUGAACGUGGUCCAAUUGGUCCACCAGGACCACCCGGAGCAAUAGGACCUAAAGGGGAAACUGGAAAUCGAGGCCAACGUGGUAUGAAAGGCGAACAAGGAAAUUUCGAUUAUUUAUUGUUGCUAUUAGCUGAUAUGCGGCACGAUAUUGUACAUUUACAACGUAAAAUUUACAAAGACGGGGAAAAACCACCUACAUUUGAUUUAAAAACAGCCUUGAAUCAUCAUCGUAUAAAGGAAAAACAUCGAUUUAUGCGACAACAUCGUUUAUUACAUGCCUAUGUAGCUCCGCCAGUAGAAGACAAUCAUGAAGUUCAUCAAGCGUCAUAUAGUGCACCGGAACAAAAAAUUCCAAUCUCUGAACAAACUACUGAAAGUAUGGAAUACGAUAAUGAGUAUGUAGACGAAAAUAUUAGCAACACAACAGAAAUUAGUUAUGAAGACGAGUAUUAACGAUAAUUUUAUCUUUUGUUAAAUGUAUAAAAAAGUAUUUAUGU
This is a messenger RNA of Chrysoperla carnea, 1849 nucleotides long. RefSeq names its product collagen and calcium-binding EGF domain-containing protein 1-like. Gene Ontology annotation, molecular function: calcium ion binding. The transcript has 6 exons. Lineage: Eukaryota; Metazoa; Arthropoda; Insecta; Neuroptera; Chrysopidae. The record is from RefSeq and is a predicted model, not a curated record. Bases 162 to 1805 code for a protein of 547 amino acids.